AUGGAUGCGUUUGAGAAUGGAAAACAGCCGAAUAAGGGUGUAGAGGAUAUGGCAGUAGAUGUUCCCGGAUUUAGAAGCCUGACGAUCGCCGAUGUGCGAGCUUUGACCUUCGAAAUAGUGGAUGAGGCAGAGAGAUUCUACUCUACAUAUUCAGCAGCAGUUAGAUUUGGAUGUAUGAAGGAUGGCAAGGGAGAGUCUAACGGUUUGAUUCGGUGGAGGCAGUGGGUCUGCUGCAAGGAAAGGAGUCGAGAUAAAAAGUACUUGGAAGCAGAUGGUUUGAGUCGUACUCCUCGGAAACAGACUAGGGUGAAUUGCCAAGCUAGAUUUCGAAUCAAUUACAAUGAUGGGAGUAGAGUUUAUAUGGUGAAGAUAUUCGUUCUAGAGCAUAAUCAUGAACUAGCUACUGGGAACCAGAUUGCAUUCGUUCGUGCUCAUCGUCAUGUCAGCGAUGCAGCUUUGGCUCUGACAAACACAAUGACAAGGGUUUCAAUCAGACCAUGUCACACGUAUGAGUAUAUGGUGGAGCAGGCUGGGGGAUAUUCGGUAGUGGGAUUCACCAUGAAGGACCUGUACAACAAGCUUGACCAACAACGAUGGACCUCCCUAUUUGAGAGUGAUUCCAAAUGA
Messenger RNA from Fragaria vesca subsp. vesca, 627 nucleotides. Its product is annotated as protein FAR1-RELATED SEQUENCE 11-like. Bases 1 to 627 code for a protein of 208 amino acids. NCBI's taxonomy places the organism in Eukaryota, Viridiplantae, Streptophyta, Magnoliopsida, Rosales, Rosaceae. The transcript has a single exon. The record is from RefSeq and is a predicted model, not a curated record.